GAUUGGUCCGGGGACGAAGACAGGAAUCAGACAGGCGCUUUGAUGUGAAGAAGGAGCCGCAGUGUGUGCGCGAGAGGCCAAAACACACCAUGUUCGUUACCAAGCGUGUGAGGACGGGCAGCCGAUGAUGCUAGCUCUACCAUGGGCAGUGUCACUCUCCGCUACUUCUGCUAUGGCUGCCUCUUCACGUCGCUGACGUGGUCCAUCCUGCUCUUCCUCUACUUCAGCCUGAGUCAGGAGAGCCGCCUGUCCUCCAGCCAUGUGCCCAUCCAGGGGGCGCAGCACCGCUUCCAGCCCCGCUUCACACGCCGCCCCGCCCCGCUCAACAAAGCACACGGACACGACGGUCGCCACGGCGACCUCUCACCCGAGAUGGGAAUGAUUUAUAAUGAGAAGGAUCAGGAAGUGAGGGACACGGGGUACCACAGACACGCCUUCAACGUCCUCAUCAGUAACAGGAUUGGAUACCACCGUGACCUGCCCGAUACCAGGAAUGAAAAGUGUAAAGCAAAGACGUAUCCGUUAGACCUACAGACGGCCAGCGUGGUCAUCUGCUUCUUUAACGAGGCGUUCUCGGCCCUGCUCAGGACCGUGCACAGCGUCCUGGACCGGACGCCCAGUUACCUUCUGCACGAGAUCAUACUGGUGGACGACAACAGUGAGCUAGAUGACCUGAAGCAGGAUUUGGAUGUGUACUUACACAGUAACCUGCCAGACAAAGUGAAGUUGGUGCGCAAUAAGAGGAGAGAAGGACUGAUCAGGGGAAGGAUGAUCGGAGCCUCUCAUGCUACAGGUGAGGUCUUGGUGUUCCUGGACAGUCACUGUGAGGUGAACGAGGCGUGGCUGCAGCCGUUGCUGAGCCCGAUUAAAGAAAACCGGCGCACAGUGGUGUGUCCCGUCAUUGACAUCAUCAGCGCAGACACGCUGCUCUACAGCCCCUCUCCCAUCGUCAGGGGGGGCUUUAACUGGGGGCUGCACUUUAAAUGGGAUCCUGUUCCUGUAUCAGAGCUCAACAACCCCAGCGGCGCCAUCAGGUCACCUACAAUGGCCGGGGGUCUGUUCGCAAUGGACCGAGAAUACUUCAACGAGCUCGGACAGUACGACAGCGGCAUGGACAUCUGGGGAGGAGAAAACCUGGAGAUCUCAUUCAGAAUCUGGAUGUGUGGAGGUCAGCUCCUGAUCAUGCCCUGCUCCAGAGUGGGCCACAUUUUCCGUAAGCGGCGACCGUACGGCUCACCGGGAGGACAGGACACGAUGGCACGGAAUUCCCUGCGCCUGGCCCACGUCUGGAUGGACGAGUACAAGGAGCAGUACUUUGCUCUGCGCCCUGAGCUCAGAAACCGUGACUUCGGGGACAUCAGUGACCGUGUGGCCCUGCGCAAGCGCCUGCAGUGUCACACCUUUAAAUGGUAUCUUGAUCAGGUUUACCCAGAAAUGCAGCUGUCUUCACCUCAGAAUAAAGCACAGCCUCCUGUCUUCUUUAACCGUGGUGUCAAGAGGCCCAAAGUGCUGCAACGGGGCCGGCUGCGAAACCUGCUGGCUGAGAAGUGUUUGGUGGCUCAGGGGCGUCCCAGUCAGAAAGGCGGCACUGUCGUGGUGAGACCCUGCGAUCCUCAGGACCCUGAACAGGAGUGGACGUAUGAUGAGGAGCAUGAGCUGAUCCUGGCCGGCUUGCUGUGUCUGGACAUGUCAGAGAUUCGCUCGUCCGAUCCUCCUCGCCUCAUGAAGUGUCACGGCUCGGGCGGCUCUCAGCAGUGGAGUCUCGGGAAGAACAGUCGUCUGUACCAGGUGUCAGUCGGUCAGUGCCUGGCCGUCCUCGACCCACUCAGCCAUAAGGGUUAUGUUGCCAUGGCGAUCUGCGACGGCACAGAGGGUCAGCGGUGGCAGCUAGAGGGAUGAACUAAAAGCUGAUAAGGGGCAGAAAAACUGACCAAUGAGCACGCAGCACAUAUUCCAUCAUCAAUAUGGCUGAAAGAGCAGAUUUCAGAUAAUCACAACAAUGAGCUCGUACAGUCAAGUGUUCACUCUUUUGAGACGUGUCUCUCUCUCUCUCUCCCUUUCUCCCCCCCUCUCUCUCUCCCUCUCCCCCUCUCUCUCCCUCUCCCCCUCUCUCUCCCUCUCCCCUCUCUCUUUCUCUCCCUCUCCCCCUCUCUCUUUCUCUCCCUCCCUCUCUCGCUCUCUCACCCUCUCCCCCCCUCUCUCUCUCACCCUCUCUCUCCCUCCCCCUCUCCUCCCUUUCUCUCCCCCCCCUCCCCCUCUCUCUCUUUCUCACCCUCUCCCUCCCCCCUCUCUCUUUCUCUCCCUCCCUCUCCCCCCUCUCUCUCUCACCCUCUCCCCCUCUCUCUCUCUCUCUCUCUCUCUCUCCGUAUUCUACAACUUCAUUGGAAGUCCUUUUUUUAUUUAUAAUUUUAAGCAGCUUGAUGAAAUCUUAACCUGUUUGCACAGUGAUUUUUGCAGAGACAAUUCAGAAAUGUAAACCUAGACGUUAUCGUGGAUCGACUCACCGUACUGAUCUGUACGAUUUUUGUUUAGAUUUGUGUACUUUGAUAUUAAUUUCAAUUCUACCGAGGGGGCUUUUUGCUUCAUCGUUUAUUUUCUUUGAAGCAUAGGAAAAGGAGUAACAGUGGUGUUAAACAUCUGAGUUCUGUUUCAUUUGAUUUUUUUUAUUUUUAUUGCAGUACAGAAUUAUUCUUUAGGUCUUUAGAGUGCUGUUAGAAAUUGAUAAAGGUCAAAAAGAAAUGCAGGUCAGGCUAGGCUUGUGCGAUGGUGCAUUUUUUACUGGUUUGUUUUUUCCUCUGAAGGUUUGGGGGGGGGGGAAACCUUAUGCCUUGCAGAAUGGUGUUGUAUAAUAAAAUAAUAAAAGCAUUUGUGCAGUCAGGAAUUGCAGCAAACUAAAAAAUAUUUGAAGUUUUGAGCAGUAAAAUUACUCGUUUAAUGACUGACAUUUCCUCUAUUCAUCUGCUCAUCAAAUUAUAUGAGCAAAAAAAAACAAUUUAAUCCAUUUUUCUAGUAAACUCCUGUAAAAUCAGAUUAGAUUUUAAUUUGAUUUUAUUUCUUGUUAAUAAUCUCUAAACAGUAUCUAUUUUACCAUAACAGAAUUUGGGUGAGAUGAUGGAGGAUACAGCGUCAUGAAUCAAUACAAAUAUGAUUCAUUUCAGAUAGGAAUCGUUACAAAUAUGAUUCAUUUCAGAUACAAAUCAUAAAUAUGAUUCUUUUCAGAUAGGAAUCAUUACAAAUAUGAUUCCGAUACAAAUCAUAAAUAUGAUUAAUUUCAGAUAGGAAUCAUUACAAAUAUGAUUCAUUUCAGAUACAAAUCAUAAAUAUCAUUCAUUUCAGAUAGGAAUCAUUACACAUAUGAUUCAUAGGAAUCAUUUCAGAUAGGAAUCAUUUCAGAUCUGAUUCAUCUACUGGUUUAUCUUAAGAAAACAUCUUUUGGGUAUAUUUCUAUAAGUGAAUGGUUAAAAGUCAGCAGGUCUGGUAAUAAUAGUGUUAAUAUAAGAAGCAUAAAUGUCAGAGGAUGUCAUAGGGAUGAUUGUCAUUACAUCGCACAAGCCUAGGGUUAAACCACAGACACAACCAGUCAUGUAGAGAUGACAGCAGCUGAAGUCUGAAGUAUGUCAGGACUGAGGGGGGAAAAGUUGAUGUAAAAGUCUGAUUUCUUUUCGUUGCUGGUCACAGAACCAAGCAGAUUCAUUAAAAAUAUUACAUGAGGCUAUAAAGUCUAAAAUACACACAGUGGGGUUAUAAACAGUCCUGAGCACACUUCUACUAUGUAGGUAUGGUCAGUCUUAUAUAUUUUUUGUUUUUAUUAUGCUGUGAAAGUAAACGGUUUGAUUUGAAUUAUGAAGUGCUGUUUUCAUAUCCUCUGUUCUGUUGGUACCAAUUAAAUAAAAUCAAAAUGUGAUCCUUUA
Molecule: messenger RNA, 3911 nt
Organism: Tachysurus vachellii
Lineage: Eukaryota; Metazoa; Chordata; Actinopteri; Siluriformes; Bagridae
Gene: galnt11
Product: UDP-N-acetyl-alpha-D-galactosamine:polypeptide N-acetylgalactosaminyltransferase 11 (GalNAc-T11)
Exons: 12
Coding region: 142-1899 (585 amino acids)
Biological process (GO): regulation of Notch signaling pathway
Cellular component (GO): Golgi apparatus
Molecular function (GO): Notch binding
Source: RefSeq, a predicted model, not a curated record